Messenger RNA from Puccinia graminis f. sp. tritici CRL 75-36-700-3, 372 nucleotides. RefSeq lists its product as uncharacterized. The coding region runs from base 1 to 372 and encodes 123 amino acids. The transcript has 4 exons. The record is from RefSeq and is a predicted model, not a curated record. NCBI's taxonomy places the organism in Eukaryota, Fungi, Basidiomycota, Pucciniomycetes, Pucciniales, Pucciniaceae.
AUGAAGCCAGCUCGAUUCCUUUUGGCACUCAGUCUGCUUCAAGGCUGUCAUGGCACACAGCUACCCAAUCGGGGGCUUAGUCAAGCGGACGUCCCAACGACAGCUCAGUCGGCUGUUGAAUUUGCGAAUCUUGUGGUUGACCAUUUUACUUCUGAUCACAAUCCGUACCUCAAAGCUCGCGUGCAAACCGGAAUAAUCAACCAUAGGCAUCCUGCAGUGUUGUCUACCUUAGACAGUCAAGGUACUUCAACUGUGACCAUCCAUCACCAACAGAUAAUCAAUAUCAACGAAGUCGAAUCGAGAAUUGAAAAUCAACGCGGUAUCACUUGUACGAGCCAAGUAGCAGAUCAAUUGCAACAAGCAAUGCACUAA